AUGGCGCAGCUCAUGCGAAUCAGCCGAGCCUUUGGAUCGGGCCUCGUGACUAGACGUUGCCAGCAUGCCCGGCUCGCGCCCAGCGUGGCCCGUGGGCAGCGUUCCGUGCUCGCCCGGGCUGAGCAAGAGCCAUCGACAUCUACCAAGGCCGAGGAGGGAUCGCAGCAGCAGCCGGGCGAGGACCUGCCGUCGUGGGUGCGCCGCGAGAAGGAGCGCGAGCUGGCUGAGGCCGGCAGCAAGGACCUGCCGUGGCCCCUCUACCUGGUGCUGUCCUGCCUGGUAGCAAUCGCCUCGGUGGGGUCGGUCUUUGAGUACGUUGACCGCAACGCGAUCUUCGGUGUCGUCCAGCCCGACAGCCCCCUCUGGGCCCCCAUCCUCGGCCUCUUUGCCAUCACUGGGCUGCCUACCGCUGGCUUCCUGUUCUUCAAGGGCGUCAAUGCGGCCAACGAGGCAGCAGAGAGGCAGGACCGCAUCGACGGCUAUAUUAAGUAG
Messenger RNA from Monoraphidium neglectum, 492 nucleotides. RefSeq lists its product as hypothetical. The coding region runs from base 1 to 492 and encodes 163 amino acids. The record is from RefSeq and is a predicted model, not a curated record. The transcript has 4 exons. Lineage: Eukaryota; Viridiplantae; Chlorophyta; Chlorophyceae; Sphaeropleales; Selenastraceae.